AUGGAUAAUGACUUUGAUUCCUCCAAAGGCUUACUGAUGUCAACUAUGAAACGUCUUGGUAUUGUUAGUAGAGCGGGAGGUAAGAAUGUGAUGUGCUACCUCGUCUUGUUCGCCUUAUUCGUCUUCUUCGUAAUAUACUAUCUAGCGAGGUAG
Messenger RNA from Strongylus vulgaris, 153 nucleotides. Lineage: Eukaryota; Metazoa; Nematoda; Chromadorea; Rhabditida; Strongylidae. The record is from the annotation of a GenBank genome assembly.